AUGCAUUUUGAAUAUGAUCCAGAAAGAUUAAUAGAAGCAGUGAGGAAGCGUCCUGGGAUAUGGGAUUUCGAAGAUGUUGCAUAUCGUGCAAAGGCAAUGCGUCAAAAACUAUGGACGGAUGUUGUAAACGAACUUAUGGAGGCUGACGUAAAGGUCACGAAGAGUGAAAUGCGGGAACUCGAACUACAACUGCAGAAAAAAUGGAAAAGCAUACGAGACUGCUUUCAAAAAUACGUAAUGAAUCAAAAGAGAUCCAAGAGACCAUACAUCUACAGCAAAAAGCUACAGUUUCUUCUCAAAGGUCAAGACCCCACUGAACCGUGCGCUUCAACAGACUCUGAGGGGGGCGAUAAGAAGUCCAGUAUUUGGAAAACGAAAAGAAAACUGAAAAUAAGAAAAGAGAGCUCCGAUGAUGAAGAUAACGACAAUUAUAAUGAUAUUGAAGAUUCAAAAUCAAAUUGCUCCAACGAAAUCAUCGAAACACAAACGCCCGCGAAAAAAUCUAAAAUGAACAGCGUUGUAGUAGACGAAUUCGCUUUCGCUAAUGUCGACUCUCAGGUGAUGAACGAUUCAGAGGACUGUGAUAAAUUAUUCCUUCUGUCCCUUCUGCCACAUUUAAAGUCGAUACCGGAAGAAUUUCGAUUGAAUGUCAAAAUGGAAAUGAUGAACGUACUCCGGAAUGCUAAUUUAAGAACAUCCAUAGAUCAUAAAAUACUUUGA
Parnassius apollo (apollo) is the source of this 720-nucleotide messenger RNA. Lineage: Eukaryota; Metazoa; Arthropoda; Insecta; Lepidoptera; Papilionidae. The record is from the annotation of a GenBank genome assembly.